Molecule: messenger RNA, 4137 nt
Organism: Synchiropus splendidus (mandarinfish)
Lineage: Eukaryota; Metazoa; Chordata; Actinopteri; Syngnathiformes; Callionymidae
Product: up-regulator of cell proliferation-like
Exons: 5
Coding region: 1-4137 (1378 amino acids)
Molecular function (GO): GTP binding
Source: RefSeq, a predicted model, not a curated record
AUGACAGUCGACCCAGCUGUGGAGGAUUACAUCAACAGGUCACUGGGAAUCAACAUUGUGGAUGACGUUCUGACAAGUUCACACUCCCCAGUGUUCAGCUCUCGCUCCUUCUUCCAGUACAGCAUCCUGAAAGAGUUGCUCCUGCAGGAUGACUUCAAGGCUUUGGUCAAGUACUGUGAUCUCUUGAACGUUCUCUCCAAACUUGGACUGAUGGAAUACUAUCCCAGCAAACUCACUCUGAGGACUCUCCUGGAGAUCAUGAACAGCAGCAUUCAUCAGAAUGAUGUUCCAACAUGGAAUCAAAUUCCAUUUCACUUUCUCACAACACUUUUCAAACUCAAUGCUGAAUGCAGGCGCUGCAUGUCAGUCCCAGCAGACGACGAUGUUCAUCCUCUGGACCUCACAGUUGCUCUGUUCCUCUGUGCUGACAGCUGUUUGCAGCAGGAAAUGGCCCUCAGAAUGUCAAUGUGUCAGUUUCCUCUUCCUCUCUUGUUACCACCCACUGAGAACAGCCAGUGCACACUCAUGCUUUGGGCUCUGAGAGGAAUCAUAAAAGAGUGGCAGCCACAUGGUUUGUCAGAGUCAAGAGGGUUCAAGGAGAACUACAUCGUCCAGGAAGGAAUUCCUCUCAUUUCCUUUGUGAGGCUGAAAAACUGCUCCUUAUCCAAAUCUCAGAUUUUAAAUCAAGUCCUGAGUCGUGGCCAGCAGAAUCACAACAUGUUCAUCCACAGAGAGAUGAAGGGAGGAGCCCGUCAGAGGAAAAUAUCUGCUGGUCUGGUUGAGGUUGGUUGGUUCCUCCCCAGUGGAAGAGAAAAUCUUGAUGUUUUCUCCAAUCCAGUUGCAUUUGCAAACCUGCGAGGAGACAUCUCAGAGUCCCAAACACAAUUCACUUUCCUCAUGGAGGUGUCCACUGCUGUGUUUGUUUUCCUGGACAGAAUGGAAGAGGCUGAAAACCAAACUCUCAGAUCAGUGGGAAAUCUAAAAUCCAAAAUGUUCCUCGUGGUGAAUCGCACUAACAGUCGUGAAAACAAAAAGUCAGUCAAGAACACUAUGGAAGAACUGGAAUUGUCAAAAAACAACGUCUUAAUUAAAGAUUCUGGAGUUAACACAGUUGAGUUCUCAGAUGAACUCUGUUCCACCAUCAAAACUUUGCUUUCUGAGGUGAACCACACCAUCAGUCUUGAGAACAUGCGUGACACUGCCGUUAGCUUAGGUCUGUCUGUGGAUGAAAAACAAACUAUUGACCAAAAAGACACAGCAGAGAAGAUCUUUGGUGACGUUCGAAGUAUUCCAGAGUUCAAGAAUCAACAACUUCCUCUUCAAGGAAAAGAGUGGAAAUCACUCGCUCGAUUAGAAAGAGAGGAAUGUCGCAUCAAAGUUAAAGCUGAUGUUGGAAUUGAACAUCAUAAAUCUAAGAUCAGAGCAGAAAAACAGAAGCUGCAGAAAGCACAAGCAAGAAAAAAGCUCUCCAGUGGAGUCACCAUGUUCAUUGAAACAUUAUUAUCCAGUGAUAAAGAACAAAGAGACUGUUUUCUGAGAUGGAUGCAGUUCUUGUUCAACACUCAUUCACUACACGUGCUAACUGAGCUACGGCAACAGUUCAAAGAGCAACGCAACAGAAAAGAUGCAGCAGUUGUUGCAGAGCUGGAUCAGAAGUUAGUUGACAGUUCAUUGGGACUGGAGCAUUACAUGAGAGAAAUGGGGCUGAUUUUUGAGUUCUCCUCGCCUCUCCAAAACCUUGAGAAGCUUCCAGGCCUGGCUGCAGACCUGCUGCUGGAUGGUUAUCCAUUAGAGCUCCUGGAUGGAGAAGCCUCCAACAUCCCUCAGAGAUGGAUCUCACAUGUGCUGAUGGAACUGCACCAGAAGGUUGGAGGGAGAAGCCGACUGUUGGUGCUGACUGUGUUGGGAGUUCAAAGUUCAGGGAAGUCCACACUUCUGAACACCAUGUUUGGAGUUAGAUUUCCUGUCAGCAGUGGGCGCUGCACCAGAGGAGCCUACAUGCUCUUUCUGAAGGUUGGAGAGGACAUGCAAUGUGGCUUUGACUUCAUCCUUCUUAUCGACACAGAGGGUCUGAAAUCUCCUGAGUUAGCUCAGCUUGAUGACAGUUAUGAGCACGACAACCAACUGGCAACCUUUGUCAUCGGCCUGAGUGACAUCACCAUCAUCAACAUUGCCAUGGAGAACGCUACUGAGAUGAAAGACAUUCUGCAGAUCGCUGUUCACGCCUUCUUGAGGAUGAAACAUAUUGGAAAAAAGCCCAUUUGUCAUUUUGUGCACCAGAAUGUAGCAGGUGUUUCAGCUCAUGGAAAGAACACAGAUGGAAAAAAACGUUUGUUGGAUCAUCUGAAUGAAAUGACUCAGCUUGCUGCUGAAAUGGAGAAGAAGCCUUCUGUUCAGGCCUUCACUGAUGUGCUGGAUUACAACGUGGACACCAACAACUGGUACAUCCCAGGACUCUGGCAUGGAACCCCACCAAUGGCACCUGUCAACACAGGUUACAGUGAAACUGUGGCAGAUUUCAAGAACAAGCUUCUGGAGAGUGUUAAACACAACCAGGACAGAGAACUCUCAACAAUCCCAGAGUUCAUUGAAUGGAUCACAAGUCUGUGGAGAGCAGUGAAAUAUGAAGACUUCAUCUUCAGCUUCAGAAACACCCUGGUGGCUCAGGCCUAUGACGACCUGUCUAAAGAGUUCAGCCAGUGGGAAUGGGAGUUCAGGAAAGAGAUUCUCUCCCAGAGUGGAGAGGCAGAGUUAGAAAUCCAAAAUGCUGAUCAUGACUCAGACUUGUCUGCUUUAGUGAGGUCAAAGAAAUCAGAGCUCAUCGACAGCAUUAAAUCACAAGAGACCAAGAUGAGAGAGAAGCUAAAUGGCUACUACAAAAGAAAAGACCGACGUGUGAAACUGAUUGAAAAAUACAAGUCUGACUUCUCGAACAGCAUCACAAGUCUUUCAAAUGAGAUCAAGUCUGAAGUUAACACAAACCUAGACUCUGCACUGGAGCGGAAGAAGGCAUCCAUUAAAGUUCAAAACAUUCAGGGUGAAUCCAGGAAGAUGAUGGAGCAGGAGGUGAUGAAGCUUCUGUCAGACGUUCGUAAUCACACAAUGUCUGAUGAAGAAGUGAGGACUGAGUUUGAUAAAAUGUGGACUUCAGCAACUGAAAAUGUGCCUCAACAGAAGGAAAGGAACAUUUCUGAUCAUGUUCUUUACCAACUGAAGGAAAAUCUUUCACAUCAGAAUGUGAAUGAACUAUUCUUUCAUGUUGGAGAUCUGAGUCAACAUGGUCGAGGCCAGUUCCAGGUCAGAAUGGAGCACGCAGGCUCAUACUGGAAGAAAUUUAAAAUGAUUGCGAGCGAUAAGCCCCGGGUGUUUACAAAUAAGGUGAUUGAGCGUUCAGAAAAGUUCAUUGCUGAUAAAUCCCAAACAAAUCAGGACUACAGUGAUUUAUUCAUCAGAGAGCUGCUGCAGGAAGUUGAUCAAUCUCUUGAAGUGAGUUACAAACGUCACAAGACAAACAAACAGUUUGGAUUUGAGCUGAAACUUCAUAUUUGUGGAAUCGCUGCGAGGAAGUUCCAACAGAUGCACAAGAGAUUCUUGUCCGAUACUGAUCCAAGAUUGCAGCUGGAAAAGCAGAAGGAGCAGUGGUUUCAGGACUUCCUGGACUUGUACAGAGAGAGGGACGACUGCCAGCGCAAAGCAGAGUACUUUGUCACCCUUUGUAUCAAACCAGCUGUGGAGGAUUACAUCAACAGGUCACUGGGAAUCAACAUUGUGGAUGAGGUUCUGACAAGUUCACACUCCGCAGUGUUCAGCUCUCGCUCCUUCUUCCAGUACAGCAUCCUGAAAGAGUUGCUCCUGCAGGAUGACUUCAAGGCUUUGGUCAACUCAGAAGAGACCAAACACGAGUUUGUCCCUUACACACAAUAUGCAGAGUAUUAUCCAGACUGGAACAUCCCACCAGAUGCCAGCAUACAAGCAUCUGACUAUUGGAAGCAUCUUCUUGUCAAAUACAACCAACAACUGGCUCAAGAGUUCAAAGCCAAACCAGCCAAGAUUCCAAAACUCUGGAAAGAAAUCACAGAGGAAAAAGCUCUGAAGGGCCUGAGAGAGGCCUUCAACAUCUGUGAACAAGACUCUUAG